AUGGCCUCCAGCCUGGAUAAACUAAGUCAAAAUUUAACAUCACAGCAGUGUCGCGAGGUUAGAAAGUAUUUCCCUAACGAAGAAGAAUUUAAGGUUAUUCGUAUGAAGGGUGUUUUCCCAUAUUCGUACGUAGAUUCUUUUUCCAAAUUAGACGAUACCAAGCUUCCACCCAUUGAUGGUUUCUAUAACGAGCUUAGAAAAGAAGCCAUCAAACAAGGAGAUUACGAGCGUGCAUUGAACGUAUGGAAUUUAUUUAAAUGUCAAACUUUAGGCGAAUAUUCAGAUAUAUAUUUAAAAUCCGACGUACUAUUAUUAACUGAUGUUUUUGAGAAUUUUAGAGAGGUGUGUCUACAAACAUACGGUCUAGAUCCUUGUCAAUACUUCACCGCACCAUCUCUGUCCUUUGACGCGGCUUUAAAAACUACAUCUAUCGAGCUGAAAUUAUUGACAGAUCUAGACAUGAUACAUUUCUUUAAACACGGGAUUCGCGGCGGUGUCAGUCAAUGUAGUGUUAGAAAAGCUAUCGCGAAUAACAAAUUUAUGUCUAUAUACGACGCUUCCAAACCUACUUCCUACAUUAUGUACUUGGAUGCUACCAAUUUAUAUGGUGCAGCCAUGUCGCAAUAUCUACCAACAGGUAACUUUACGUGGCUAACAGAAGAAGAAAUUUCAAACUUAAAUUUUAUGAAUAUCGAUAAAAAUUCUAAUAUAGGUUAUGUUUUUGAAGUCGAUUUAGAGUAUCCGGAGCAUUUACAUGAUUUACACAACGAAUUACCCUUUUGCCCAGAGUCCGUUCAACCAGAGGGAUCUAAAGUUUCAAAAUUAAUCCCCAAUUUUAAUUCUAAAGUUAGAUAUGUAAUUCAUUAUCAAAAUUUACAACAAGCGUUGAACCAUGGUCUGAAACUUGCCAAAAUUCAUCGCAUUUUAUCAUUUAAUCAAUCUCCCUGGUUGAAAACCUACAUUGAUCUAAAUACAGCAAAGCGUAAUAACGCUGAAAAUAAGUUUGAAAAAGAUUUUUUCAAACUUAUGAAUAACGCCGUAUUUGGAAAAACAAUGGAGAACGUGGAGAAACGGGUAAAUAUUAACUAUAUUAAACCAAAGUACGGUAAUAAAGCUUCACUACUCUACACUGACACCGAUUCUCUAAUAUUACAAAUUCAAACCGAUAAUUUUUAUGAUGACAUGCGCGAAAAUUUAGAUAGAUUCGAUACGUCAAAUUACUGGCAAAACAACCCACAUAAUAUUCCUGUAAAUUCGUCUGUGUUGGGCCGUAUGAAGGAUGAAUAUGCAGGAAAAAUUUUGUGGGAGUUUUAUGGAACUGGGGCUAAAGCAUAUUGUGUAAAUGUGGAUGGUGAGUUAACGAAAAAGGCCAAAGGCGUGCCUGACUACAUCACCAAACAAGAUAUUAGUUUGGAUGAUUAUAAAAACACGGUCGAUGUAGCAGUACAAGAACAUAUUUCUAGUCUAUGA
Messenger RNA from Sitophilus oryzae (rice weevil), 1470 nucleotides. RefSeq lists its product as uncharacterized. Gene Ontology annotation, molecular function: nucleotide binding; nucleic acid binding. Lineage: Eukaryota; Metazoa; Arthropoda; Insecta; Coleoptera; Curculionidae. Bases 1 to 1470 code for a protein of 489 amino acids. The transcript has 3 exons. The record is from RefSeq and is a predicted model, not a curated record.